Astyanax mexicanus (Mexican tetra) is the source of this 4442-nucleotide messenger RNA. It is a transcript of the gene tgfb3, whose product is annotated as transforming growth factor, beta 3. Gene Ontology annotation, molecular function: cytokine activity; growth factor activity; type III transforming growth factor beta receptor binding. The record is from RefSeq and is a predicted model, not a curated record. Bases 508 to 1737 code for a protein of 409 amino acids. NCBI's taxonomy places the organism in Eukaryota, Metazoa, Chordata, Actinopteri, Characiformes, Acestrorhamphidae. The transcript is spliced from 7 exons. Gene Ontology annotation, biological process: SMAD protein signal transduction; regulation of cell population proliferation; BMP signaling pathway. Gene Ontology annotation, cellular component: extracellular region.
CGAGAGCCCCAGAGCUCAUCUGAAGCGAGGAGUCCAGCACAGCAGCUGCGUGAAGGGAAUAAUAUGCUGGUGGGACAGCAAGGCUUUGAGAAACUGAGCUCUUUAGGCUAGCACUCUUCCAUGCUUUAGCUAUGUUAUGGAAUUCUAUUGGGAUGCAUUUUUGGAGUGCAGUGCAUGGCUGCUCUGCUUAAGUUUACAGGAUGGGGCAAACUCCCUCACCACUUGAACUCCAAGCAACUGAGAGGAUAAUCUGGAAUUUACUCUCAUAGAUUUUUUUUUGAGUCUGUAUAUUAUUUUAUUUUAGAUUUUUUCCCCUAGUAUUUAAGUUCUUUUUUUCUAUUUAGUCUCAACUAGCUCCAGCUCACCUUACGUGAACUGGACCUCUUGGUAACUUUGGUACUUAGACUCACAGUGAGGACACUCAUAGACAUACACACACACACACACAUAUAAACACACUUACACACUCACUCAUACACACACACACACACACACACACACAUCACCAUGCAGCUGGGCAGAGCACUUUUGUUUUUCCUCCUCCUCCUAAACAGCAUGACCAUGAUUUUCUCGCUGUCUACUUGCACCACUGUGGACAUUGACCACAUCAAGAAGAAGCGGGUGGAGGCCAUCCGGGGACAGAUUUUGAGCAAAUUGAGACUGACGAGUCCACCGCAAGCCCUGGGUCCCAAUCAGGUCCCGUACCAGGUGUUGGCCCUCUAUAACAGCACCAGAGAGCUGAUAGAGGAGCUGGGCAGGGACCGGCAGCAAAGCUGUGGCCAGGAUAACACUGAGACCGAGUACUAUGCCAAAGAGAUUCACAAGUUCAACAUGAUCCUAGGAACACCUGAAAACAACGACCUGCCCUACUGUCCCAAAGGGGUUACGUCUAAAGUGUUCCGCUUCAACGUCUCAUCCAUGGAGAAGAAUUCCACCAACCUGUUCCGAGCAGAAUUCCGCGCUCUGCGGGUGCCCAACUCCAGUGCCAAGAGGAACGAGCAGCGUAUUGAGCUCUAUCAGAUACUUCGACCCGAUGAACACAUCGCAAAGCAGCGUUACAUUGGGGGCAAGAACGUCCUGACCAAGGGAACGCCUGAGUGGGUCUCCUUUGAUGUCACAGAGACAGUGAGGGAGUGGCUCAUGACCAGAGAGACUAACCUCGGCCUGGAGAUCAGCGUUCACUGUCCCUGUCACACCUUCAGGCCGAACGGUGACAUCAUUGAGAACAUCAACGAGGUCCUGGAAGUCAAAUUCAAAGGUAUGGAGCUGGAUGAUCUGAACCGCUGGGACAUGGCCCAACUGCACAAGCAGAAGCAGCAGCUCCUACCCCACCUCAUCCUGAUGAUGCUGCCGCCCCACCGCCUGGACGUGCCGCCGACAUCCAGACGCCGCAAAAGGGCACUGGACACCAACUACUGCUUCUCUAAUUACGAGGAGAACUGCUGUGUUCGACGUCUCUACAUCGAUUUCCGUCAGGAUUUGGGCUGGAGGUGGAUUCACGAGCCUAAAGGAUACCACGCUAACUUCUGCUCAGGGCCGUGCCCCUAUCUCCGCAGUGCUGACACCACACACAGCACGUUGCUGAGCCUGUACAACACUCUGAACCCAGAGGCGUCUGCCUCGCCCUGCUGCGUGCCACAAGACCUAGAGCCUCUAACCAUUCUUUACUACGUGGGGCGAACACCGAAAGUGGAGCAACUUUCCAACAUGAUCGUCAAAUCCUGCAAGUGCAGCUGAGGGUGGCGGUAUGCGUGGCAGCCCCACAGAGGUCCUAACACUUUAGUACGAAGAGGGGGAGCGAGGGGGCGAGAACUGGACUUAAAAUACCUCUAUGUAUCCUUCUCCCCCACUUUUUCAGGAGCAUGAAGCACCUGGAGCAUGAUCCAACAAAGCACUACAUCGCCUAUGAGAUUUGUUCCAGGGUGGAUUUACCACCAAAUGCUACUCUACCAACCCUCGGACCUCCACAAAGACCACCUGAACUGCUUUCCCCCUGCAUUUUCCCUGCAUUUUCAAUUUUUUUUUAUUUUUUCAUCUGUUUUUUCUUUUUGUAAAUUGUUGCUUUUUGCAUUUUGAACUGUCUGCACCUCCAUGCAUCUGUCUUGGGCAUUUCUGAACUGGUCGAAUUACUAAAAACGACAGUGCUUACUUAGCGGCACGUGCAAGAAGCUGCUUUAUCCAGGAUGACUCAGCAGCUGUGAUCAGGACACCAAGGGAGACUGAUAAUGCCUACUGGAUCUAUAAAAAAAACAAACAAAAAAAAACAGCCUCGCCUGGCUGUUGCUAAAAUGAUUGGCAGUUUUUUUUGUUAAUUUUUUAUUUGUGUGUAAAUGUAAAGCCUUGACGCACAGGAUUCAUCUAUGCUGAAAGUUGCGCUGUGGUCUUCACAGUACCCUACACUGUUCGUCUAAAGACAGGCUAACAGACGCCAAUAUCCAUAAAAAUAAUGUUAAUGACGAUACAGAUAUGCUGGAAAGAAAUGUUUUGUUUUGAUUGUUUACCUCUGCUACACAUUGGAAUCUGAGUUUCUAGGGUCAUUUGGUCAUUCGGUCGACAUCAAGCAGACAACAAGUCAGUGUAAAAUGAUGUAUGAGACACUACAUGAACUUUCAACUAGAUCACAAAACUGUACAUGUUUUUUUUAUUGCUAUUACUCAUGAGAAUACCUUUUUUUAUUAAAAUAGUCUUGGAAAAAAUGCACUGAAUUUGGAUAUUUUCUGCAACCAACCAAAUAAGGUAAAUAAUCUACAAUAAAAGUUCUUAAAUGGUUCUUGGCUUGAACGGUUCUAAGAAAAAAGUCAAGCAUUAUGUUUGUGGACAGCCGUUCUAAUCAUUGCAUUCUACUGCUUUAAUAAUUUGCCAUCAUUCUUGACACAGAUGUGCAAAUGCACACAUACAUAGUCUAGUAGAGAAACAUGUAUUGCCAAUAGAAUUGGACUCUCUGGAGUGAAAAAAACAUAAAAAAAAUACCUAAUCCAAGGCAUGGGUUAGAAGGGUAUAGGUUUCCUAGCACUGAGUGUAAAGCAGUAAAUCUGUGGUGGUGUUCCAUCCAGUAUUUUUUGGGAUGAGAUGGGGUGGGUGAUUGUCCAGCAUCCUGACCUUAAUAACACGCUCUCAUUGUCACUGUAUGCAAAUCAUGAAUGAAAAUCACUGUAUGAAAAUCACACAACAAUGCUCUGAACUCUAGUAGGAAACCUUAACGGACAGAAGAGACAGUUACUCCAACAAAAGCAGGAUAAACUCUUUUUUAAUGCCCUUGAAUUUAGAAGAAACAAUGAACGAGCAGGUACCCCAAUACAUAUAAUGUAUUUAGGCUUAUUAUGCAAUAUCUAAGAUUAUCAAUAGGUUAAUUAAACUGCAAAGCACCAGGAAUAGAGCUUUCUACUAGUAUAUUAACUCAAGAUUUAAUUUCCAAAUUUAAAAAGCGUUAUGAUCAUAUUCUUUAAAGGUUCUUUGCUUUAGUAGACUUUGAGUAGAUACAAUGUUUUCAGUUUGAGGUCCUGUGGAUUUUUAUUUAUUUUAGCUCCUAACUGCCGUUUUUUUGUUGUCAGAUUUUCUGUAAUUUACUGUAAUAUAGGACUUGACCACACUACCAUGUAAGUGCUUGCAUUAAUGUCUAAAGCUUAUUAAUGUGCAUCAAGCCACUCAGUAUCCAACUAUAGGUUUGAAUUUAUGACAGUUACUUCCAUUAAAAAAGAAUGGUUUAAAAUAUUUAGGGCACGGCGAUCAGAAAUACAACGAGCAUGUGAUCAGAAAUACUCAAUGACCAAGUUCUCUGGCCAGGUCUGUUUAAAUUGGACUCAUCCCUCACUCUUGGUGGGAUUAAUUUAGGCAGGUCUAAAUAUAGUACUCACAUUAAAAGACUGACUGAAACAACCACACUGAGGCCUUUAAGGAAGAGGGGGAGUUGGAGAAGUUAUUUUGUGUUGAGAAUGUGAUCUGAUAUCGAUCUGACUAUCAGCCAACUAUCAGGUGUAGUCUAGCAGUUUGUGCUAGAUAGGUUUAAUCUGGUAUACAUUAUCCAUGUAAUAACUACAGCUAUGAAAUAAUGCAAUCUCUGAUGUUGCUACAUGAUUUGUUACACAGAAAUACUGUAUGCACUAGUCCUGACCAAUAAGCAGAAAGAACUUUCUCAAGUGGUUUGUUGCAACACAUUUUAGGGCAUUUAAAUUUUUCUGUGUAAAACAAUUCAGAUCCACUGAUUUAGACCAGAGCAAACAAACAGCGUGUGAAAAUUCAGGUCUUCUAUAGUACUAGCAUGUGAACUACUCUUAUCAGCAUCUGUAAGCUGAUCCAAAUAUUACGCUGACAGUGAUGCUACUGCACGUCAAACCACUGCAUCAUCACCUUGCAUUAGUAGUAGCUCAGCAUGGAGUGCUAAUCUGAUAUAUGUAAAACUGAGGAUCGCAAAUGUAUUUUAGUAAUAAACUUCAAUAUCUGAA